AUGCUAGUUCCCUUACUGUUUAGAAGCACACUGUUGCUUCUUCUAGCAGACCACUGUAUCACUCAAGAAUGGUAUACGCAUGCUGACUUGAGAACUGACCUCUCAACGGACAUGCUCCAGAGAGGGAAACCAUCAUUCCGAGAGAAAAGAGAUGUCGAUGUCAAUGACGCUAAUGCCGAACAAUCGACGGAGUACUACUAUGUAGCUAAUACUCGUCAAAAAAGAGGUACAGAAGAUAAUAGUGAAGAUAAUGGUAAUACCACAGAUGAUUCAUUAAGUCACGUCCCUGAGGGAAAUCUCAACUCAAGUGAAUGGUACACUUUGUUAGAAACAAACGCCACCAACGCGGAGAACAACACGUAUGAUACUAGCGACUGGAAAAACGGAAAUGAUAGGGACACUGAGAUUAUAAGAGUCGGGGGAUAUAAAGGUAAUAGAACGACCAUGUUAGACGACGUAGAGAAAAGUAGUGAUAUCGUAGAUGACAAAAAGGGACAGUCUUCUUCUUCACAACACGCCAGCCGUGCAAGUGAGGUGAUGAACGCAAUGCAAGAAAACAAAAAGAAAGAAACUGGAAUUGAGCAAGAGGCCGAGAAAAUCNCACUGUUGCUUCUUCUAGCAGACCACUGUAUCACUCAAGAAUGGUAUACGCAUGCUGACUUGAGAACUGACCUCUCAACGGACAUGCUCCAGAGAGGGAAACCAUCAUUCCGAGAGAAAAGAGAUGUCGAUGUCAAUGACGCUAAUGCCGAACAAUCGACGGAGUACUACUAUGUAGCUAAUACUCGUCAAAAAAGAGGUACAGAAGAUAAUAGUGAAGAUAAUGGUAAUACCACAGAUGAUUCAUUAAGUCACGUCCCUGAGGGAAAUCUCAACUCAAGUGAAUGGUACACUUUGUUAGAAACAAACGCCACCAACGCGGAGAACAACACGUAUGAUACUAGCGACUGGAAAAACGGAAAUGAUAGGGACACUGAGAUUAUAAGAGUCGGGGGAUAUAAAGGUAAUAGAACGACCAUGUUAGACGACGUAGAGAAAAGUAGUGAUAUCGUAGAUGACAAAAAGGGACAGUCUUCUUCUUCACAACACGCCAGCCGUGCAAGUGAGGUGAUGAACGCAAUGCAAGAAAACAAAAAGAAAGAAACUGGAAUUGAGCAAGAGGCCGAGAAAAUCAAGGAAACAGGUGAACAGGCAGACGGAAGUGAAAAGUUAUCAGAAGAACAUUUCCUUACCGAUAAUGAAGAAGAUGAACAGCCAGUGAAGAGGCAAAACUUAGGUAUAUAA
This is a messenger RNA of Porites evermanni, 1284 nucleotides long. NCBI's taxonomy places the organism in Eukaryota, Metazoa, Cnidaria, Anthozoa, Scleractinia, Poritidae. The record is from the annotation of a GenBank genome assembly.